This is a messenger RNA of Funneliformis caledonium, 2034 nucleotides long. The record is from the annotation of a GenBank genome assembly. NCBI's taxonomy places the organism in Eukaryota, Fungi, Glomeromycota, Glomeromycetes, Glomerales, Glomeraceae.
AUGUCCACAUCAGUUCUAUUACAUCCCGAGGAAUUAUGGAGACCAAAAGAUACUUCUAAUACAGAAAUCGAAAAAUUUCGUAUCAAAGUCAAUAAGAAAUAUCAACUUAAUUUAGAGAAUUAUCAACAACUGUGGCAAUGGUCGGUUGAGAAUAUUCAAGAAUUUUGGGCAGAAGUAUGGGAUUAUACGAAGAUAAUUUACUCGGUUCCUUACAGACAAGUGUUGGAAGAUAAACCUAUGGAUCAAAUACCAGCGUGGUUUCUAGGGGCAAGACUUAAUUUUGCAGAAAAUUUAUUAUGGUGUAGAGAUAGAAAUAAAAUUGCAAUAAUUUCCGCAGGCGAGAGGCGACCAUUAACGAACAUGACAUAUCACGAAUUAUACGUGCAAGUAAACAAAUUAUCAAAAGCAUUACGUAAACUAGGAGUAAACAAAGGAGACAGAGUGGGUGCAUAUAUAUCGAAUUGUUGUGAGGGGGUAAUAGCAAUGUUAGCAACAACAAGUAUAGGAGCAAUUUGGAGUAGUACAUCAACAGAUUUUGGUGUUACAGGAGUAUUAGAUAGGUUUUGUCAAAUUCACCCUAAAAUAUUGUUUUCUGUUAAUUCUAUAAUAUAUAAUGAAAAAGAAUACAAUCAUCUAGAUAAGUUAAAAGUUGUGGUCGAAAAGUUAAAGGAUGAGGGAUUAGAGAAAGUUAUUAUCAUUCCCUUUGUAGGGAAAAUCGGAGAAGAGAUUAAGGGUAUUCCUUUAGCGUGUUCUUGGAGUCAUUUCAUAUCACAAGGAGAAAGAGAAGCAGCACAAGAAAAAGAAAUACAAUUUGAACAACUACCAUUUGACCAUCCAGUUUAUAUCCUUUUUAGUUCGGGCACGACAGGGAAACCAAAAUGUUUAGUACAUAGAUCCGGUGGACUAUUAAUUCAACACAAAAAAGAACAUAUAUUACAUGGUAAUAUGACAGAAAAUGAUGUUUUCUUUUAUUAUACUACCACUGGAUGGAUGAUGUGGAAUUGGUUAGUUUCCGGGUUAAGUGUUGGAUGUAGUAUUGUAUUAUAUGAUGGUAGUCCUUUUAAACCUUCUCCUGCUAUUCUUUGGAAAUUAGCUGAACAAUUAGGAAUAACGAUAUUUGGUACAUCGGCAACAUACAUAAAAAGUUUACAAGAUGUAGAAUAUAAACCCAAAUCUCGUCAUGACUUGACAAAACUUCGUAUGAUAUUAUCGACAGGAUCACCUCUUAAACCAGAAAGUUUUGAUUUCGUUUAUAAAGAAAUUAAGGAUGAUUUAGUGCUAGGCAGCAUUACAGGCGGUACAGAUAUUUGUUCUUUAUUUGCUGGUCACAAUGUCGCAUUACCUGUUUAUAAAGGCGAAAUACAAUGUAUUUGUCUAGGUAUGAAAGUCGAAGCUUGGAAAGGUCAAGGUAAUUCUGUGUCUGCGGAAUCAGCAGAUUUGGUAUGUACAGUACCAUUUCCAUGUAUGCCGAUUUACUUUUGGAAUGACACACCUUCACAUGAUUUAUAUCGUUCAGCAUACUUUACAACUUAUAACCGAGUAUGGUAUCACAGUGAUUUCAUAUUUAUCAAUCCUAAUACAGGUGGGAUAGUAAUGUUGGGUAGAAGUGAUGGGACUCUUAAUCCUGGUGGUGUAAGAUUUGGUAGCGCUGAAAUAUAUAAUGUAAUAGAUAAAGAUUUUAGGAAAGAAGGUGUAAUAGAUAGUUUAGUAGUUGGACAAAAAAUUGGUUCAAAUAAUAAGGGAGAGGAACGCGUUGUAUUAUUUUUAAAAAUGGAUGCGGAAAGAAAGUGUGAUAAACAACUAGUUGAAAAUAUAAAGAAAAAAAUUAGGGAUCAAUUAAGUCCUAGGCAUGUUCCGUCAUUCAUCUUACCUAUUGAUGACAUUCCGUAUACUGUUAAUGGUAAAAAAGUUGAAGUUGCCGUGAAAAAAAUCAUUUCCGGUGAAACUGUUGUUCCUUCUGGUGUUCUUGCUAAUCCAGAUAUCUGGCGAUUCAAAUUCGAUUUUCAAGAUGUUCUAAAUAUUUUAAAUUAUUAG